AUGGCAAAAUUUCUACAAACAUUAAAACAGAUAUUUACUCGUACAUCCAGUGAACAAUUUGUUAAAUUAGUAGGAACAGAUCGAUUUCAAAAUAAAUUCUAUGAACGUCUUCCCGGUAAUCGAUAUUAUGAAUCAUCAGCUCGUCGAUACUAUGAACCUUCAGAUUAUUCAAAUGUUCGAUUACAUAUUGAUCCAGCUUGGGAAGCAUGGUUAAGAGGUACUCGAAAACGACCUCCAACACUUAAUGAAACAGUCAGUCACGAACAUCAACGACAACAAUUAGAAGACAAACCAAUUAAUAUGUUACCUACAAGUUACGGACGUGAUUCAGUACAAGGUGGAACAAAUUCCUAUCCAAUUCGAGAGAAUUAUGAAAUUGAUCCAGGUACUAAAUCAAAAGAAAAACAAAAUCCUGAUCAAAAAUAUUAA
This is a messenger RNA of Adineta steineri, 429 nucleotides long. NCBI's taxonomy places the organism in Eukaryota, Metazoa, Rotifera, Eurotatoria, Adinetida, Adinetidae. The record is from the annotation of a GenBank genome assembly.